This is a messenger RNA of Maudiozyma barnettii, 3333 nucleotides long. RefSeq names its product Vhc1p (gene VHC1). Gene Ontology annotation, cellular component: membrane. Gene Ontology annotation, molecular function: potassium:chloride symporter activity. The coding region runs from base 1 to 3333 and encodes 1110 amino acids. The record is from RefSeq and is a predicted model, not a curated record. NCBI's taxonomy places the organism in Eukaryota, Fungi, Ascomycota, Saccharomycetes, Saccharomycetales, Saccharomycetaceae. Gene Ontology annotation, biological process: potassium ion homeostasis; chloride transmembrane transport; potassium ion import across plasma membrane. The transcript has a single exon.
AUGAGUAGCAAGUUCUACAGGAUUCCAGGAAGUCAUAGACCGUCAUCAACAGUAGAUGAAUCGUCGUCGUUAUUGUCCGAAAGUAGGGAUAAUGAGACAUAUUUCAGUUAUAGGGCUACCCCCAUAGGUCAAAAGAUAUCGUCGCGAUAUGAUCCAAAUAACCCAAAUAAGAAUAAAUUAGGAACCUAUGACGGUGUGUUUGUACCGACAGCGUUAAAUGUGCUCUCAAUUCUGAUGUUUUUAAGAUUUGGCUUUAUCCUUGGUCAAUUGGGUAUCAUUUGUACCAUUGCAUUAUUGUUACUCAGUUAUUUGAUCAAUUUGUUAACAACUCUUAGUAUAUCUGCUAUUUCAACAAAUGGUACUGUUAGAGGUGGUGGUGCUUAUUAUAUGAUCUCAAGAUGUUUGGGACCGGAAUUUGGGGGAUCCAUCGGAUUGGUUUUCUUCUUAGGGCAAGUCUUUAAUAGUGGUAUGAAUGCAAUUGGUAUCGUGGAACCAAUAUUAUACAACUUAGGUCAAAAUAUCAAAGAUGAACCGCCUGCAGCAUUAUUUGCAUUAUUACCAAGAGGAGAAAUUUACGUUUUCAUAUAUGCUACUAUUAUUCUCUUUAUAUGUUUCGGAGUUGCAUUUGUUGGAUCUCAAACUGUAUCUCGAGCAGGUAACGUAUUGUUUAUCGUUCUUGCAAUUUCUAUAAUAUCAAUCCCUGUGUCAGUGAUAUUCAAGUCACCUUUCCAUGAUGGUAAGAUCCUCUAUAGUGGUCCAUCCUGGGAAACAUUCUAUGGUAAUUUGAUGCCUCAUUUCACAAAGGGUGCGGCUGGAUCUCUCUUAAAGAAAAAGGAAACAUUUAGCAAUCUGUUUGGUGUUUUCUUCCCAGCUACUGCAGGGAUAUUUGCUGGUGCUGGGAUGUCCAGUGAAUUGCGUAAGCCAUCAAAAUCCAUUCCUAAGGGAACUCUUUGGGGGUUGAUAUUUACUUUUAUUUGCUACACUGUUGUCGUAUUAGCUAUGAGUUGUUCGAUUCCAAGAGAAACAUUAUAUUCUGAGGUUCAAGUAAUUCAAUCUGUCAGUGGGGUCCAAUGGAUAAUUUUUUUGGGUGAGUUGUCAACCUCUUUGUUUUCUAUAAUUGUUGGUAUGGUUGGGGCAGCUUAUGUAUUAGAGGCUAUUUCAAUGGAUAACAUCUUACCUGGUCUUUCCAUAUUUUGUCGUAGACCCAUUUAUUCGUUAAUAUUUACAUGGAUGUUGACUCAAUUAUGCCUAUUAUCUGAUGUUAACAAGAUUGCUUCAUUUAUCACUCUAACGUUCCUGAUGACCUUUAUAGUGAUGAACCUUGCGUGUUUCCUAUUAGAAGUUGCAGCAGCACCAAAUUUUAGACCCUCAUUUAAGUAUUUUGAUCGUUACACCGCUUUGAGCGGUGCAGUCCUCUCGACGGUAGCUAUGAUCGUAGUUGAUGGAAUAACAGCUUCUGCCAUCAUCCUAUCCAUGGGUCUUUUAUUCUUAAUUAUCCAUUACUUCUGUCCUCCCAAACCAUGGGGUGAUGUGUCACAAAGUUUAAUCUAUCAUCAGGUAAGAAAAUAUUUAUUGAGAUUACGUCAAGAUAAUAUAAAGUAUUGGAGACCACAAGUAUUACUAUUUGUCGAUAAUCCAAGAACUAGUUGGACCUUGAUUAGAUUUUGUAAUAGUUUAAAGAAAGGUGGGCUUUACGUUUUAGGUCAUGUUACAGUGACCAACGAUUUUCAGACACAGUAUUCAGAAUUGAAGAAACAAAAACAUGCUUGGGAAAAGAUAAGAGACAUGUCAAAAAUUAAAGCCUUUGUUCAGGUUGCUACUGGGCCAAGUUUGCUAUGGGGGAUAAGAAACGUCUAUUUAGGGUCAGGUCUUGGUGGUAUGAAACCCAAUAUUUCAGUUAUUGGGUUUUUUGAUCUGGAGUCCUACCGUCAUCAUAAUGCACAACGUGAAGAACCACAAUUAACUGCUACUAGAGAUGUAACGAAACAAGCUGUUUGUGUUAAUAUUCCAAUGGGAGCACUUCCAUUACCUACAGAUAUGUUUAAAAAUGAGGAAAAAGUCAGAAUAACACAAUGGGUUGAAGUAAUUGAGGAUUUAUCGCUAAUGCAAUCAAAUAUUGCUGUUGCUUAUGGAUUUGGAAAAUUAAAACUUCCAGAGAAGGGCAAAACAUUGUCAGGUAAAAAACAAGUUAUCGAUCUUUAUCCAAUUCAAAUGUCAGCUACAAUGAAUACAGACCCUGGUAAGCCAUCUAUUAUAACAUCUAAUUUCGACACCUACACUUUGAUUUUACAAUUAGGUGCGAUUUUAAUCACUGUCCCUGAAUGGAGAGAUACCCAUGAACUUCGAAUAAUAUUAUUUGUUGAGAAUGAUUAUGAAAGAAUUUCUGAAAAUGAAAGAAUGGUAAAAUUGUUGCAGGUUUUAAGAAUAGAGGCAACAGUACUUGUUGUAUCAUUGGAUCAGUUUAGAGUUUAUAAUACAAUUGUAAAAGGUAAUUCGAUUGCAAUGGAAUAUGUUAAUGAAGAAUUAAAAGAUAACACUUGGUGGAAGGAUCUUAUUGAAGCAAGAGAAACUCUACAACCCAAAAGACGUUUCUCAACCACGACACCUGCCCAAAGUCAAGAUCAACAAUUUUCAACUAAUAUCAAUGUUAAAAAGACUAGAAAAUAUAGCACAUCAAAAAUGCAAAAACUAGGUGUUUCCUUGAAAAUGGAAUCAAAUAUGCCAAAGGGUGUUAUACAGACACCAAUAAUGAGUGAUGAUUCAGAAAACGAAACAGACUCUAUGAGAGAUUCUCAUUUGUCUAUAGGUGAAGUUGCAAGAGAAAUGAAACAUCAACACGUCAAGAGAUUAGCUUCUUCGAUAAGUCAAUUUCAAAAACGAUCUUCAUCUCAAAAUUUAAAGCCUGUCUUUUCAAGUAAAGCGUUACCAAAUACUAAGGUUAUAGAGGAUAGUACAGGUGAUAAACCAUCGAUUGUUCCUAUUGAAGAUGAAAUUGAAACAAUAAAAUCACCAAGGGAAAGUUUAUCGGGUAGAUCUAUCUUACCUGAGAUCUCUCCGUGUUGUUCAGAUAGCAGUUUAGUGGAAGCUAUGGAAAAUUUAGGUUUUGGUGAUUUACCAAGUCGUGCGCAAUAUCUAGUAUUAAACGAUAUGAUGAUUCAACUAUCUAGGAAAUCUAACUUAAUAUUUUCUACCUUACCUAUACCCGCCUUGGGUACACAUCAAGACUUAGAGGGAAGCGUUGGGUACGUGGAGGACAUCGACAUAUGGUUAAGGAAUCUUCCACCCACAAUGUUGAUCAAUUCACAAACUAUGACUGUCACUACAGCAUUAUAG